AUGACUACUCUUCGCUUCGUUCGCUCUGUCUGGGAGUCCUUCCGAGCUACUUCGGGUCUAGAACCUCGACUUCUUAACAAUCUCCAAGUUACAGCUGCACGCCCCGGAACAGUCAACUUUGAGCUGCUCAUCCAAAAGGAGCACACUAAUCGCCUGAGCAUCCUUCAUGGAGGUACCAUCGCUAGCAUGGUGGACCUCGGUGGCUCCCUGGCCGUAGCCUCCCGUGGCCUCUUUGCGACGGGAGUGUCUACGGACCUGAACGUAACCUAUCUCAACUCGGGAGGCCGGAUUGGUGACAAGAUCUUGGCCGAGGUGACCUGCGACAAGUUCGGAAAAACCCUCGCCUACACCAACAUCAAGUUCACCAACCCGAAGGGUGACGUUGUGGCCCGAGGCAGCCACACAAAGUACGUCACCCUGGCUUGGAAGGAUCCCCAGAACAUCGUGGAGGAGAUCAACAAGCUGAAGUAG
This is a messenger RNA of Penicillium argentinense, 471 nucleotides long. RefSeq names its product PaaI family thioesterase. The record is from RefSeq and is a predicted model, not a curated record. Gene Ontology annotation, molecular function: fatty acyl-CoA hydrolase activity. NCBI's taxonomy places the organism in Eukaryota, Fungi, Ascomycota, Eurotiomycetes, Eurotiales, Aspergillaceae. Bases 1 to 471 code for a protein of 156 amino acids. The transcript has 10 exons.